Messenger RNA from Salvelinus sp. IW2-2015, 862 nucleotides. NCBI's taxonomy places the organism in Eukaryota, Metazoa, Chordata, Actinopteri, Salmoniformes, Salmonidae. The record is from RefSeq and is a predicted model, not a curated record.
AUGUAAGCUAGCAUUUUAUUAUUUUUCAGUAUGUACAAUCCAUUAAAAAUCUGUAUUAAAACAUGGCCAUCAGGUUGUAUAGUUCUGGGGUUAGUUAACGGAAUGCUUAGCUAAUAACACACUACCUCCAUUUCUGCUUUUUAAUUUGUGAAAAUAUGAAUAUUGCAUUGCGUAUCCGAGUUAAUUCAACAUGGGAGCGUACAAAUAUAUACAGGAGCUAUGGCGCAAGAAGCAGUCCGACGUGAUGCGCUUUCUCCUGCGCGUCCGAUGCUGGCAGUACCGUCAGCUCUCCGGUCUCCACCGUGCGCCUAGACCCACCAGACCAGACAAGGCGCGCAGACUGGGGUACAAGUGCAAACAAGGCUAUGUCAUCUACCGUGUCCGUGUUCGCCGUGGAGGCCGCAAGCGCCCCGUGCCCAAGGGUGCCACCUACGGCAAGCCCGUCCACCAUGGUGUCAACCAGAUCAAGUUUGCCCGCAGCCUCCAGUCCACUGCUGAGGAGCGUGCUGGUCGUCACUGUGGAGGCCUGAGGGUGCUGGCCUCUUACUGGGUAGGAGAGGACUCCACCUACAAGUUCUUCGAAGUGAUCCUGAUCGACACCUUCCACAAGGCUAUCAGACGCAACCCCGACACCCAAUGGAUCACCAGGCCCGUGCACAAGCACAGGGAGAUGCGUGGCCUGACGUCCGCGGGCAAGAAGAGCCGUGGCCUGGGCAAGGGCCACAAGUUCCACAUGACCAUGGGUGGUUCCCGCCGGGCAGCCUGGAAGAGACGCAAUACCCUGCAGCUGCACCGCUACCGCUAGAGGGUGUCUGUACAUUUAAAGAAAUAAACACAUGCCUUUUUAUGGUGACAAAAUGUU